This is a messenger RNA of Brugia pahangi, 780 nucleotides long. Lineage: Eukaryota; Metazoa; Nematoda; Chromadorea; Rhabditida; Onchocercidae. The record is from the annotation of a GenBank genome assembly.
AUGGGUCGGAAAAAAAAGCGUGCCGCCAAGCCUUGGUGUUGGUACUGCAAUCGCGAAUUCGAAGAUGAGAAAAUUUUAAUUCAGCACCAAAAAGCAAAACAUUUUAAAUGUCAUAUUUGUCACAAAAAGCUUUUCACAGGACCUGGAUUAGCCAUCCAUUGCAUGCAGGUGCACAAAGAAACGAUAGAUAAGAUUCCUGCUGCCUUACCUGGUAAAGAUUCAGUUGAAGUGGAAGUUUAUGGCAUGGAAGGUAUUCCCGAUGAUGCUCAAGAGGAAAGUGCGAAGAAGGAGUCGAAGAAUACAGCUGCUCCAGUGCCUCCUCUUAUAGCGCCAUUUCCAAUGCUACCUCCAGGUAUACCACCUAUGAUUCCCGGUUUUCCACCUCUCCCACCUUCAGGAAUGCCACCAUUCGGGCCUCCAUUUAUGCCAGGAGUGCCGGCACCGCCAAGAGCUCUCCCGCCACUUCCGGUCAUGCCUCCAGGUAGUGCUCAACCUGCACUCACAAGCGUAAAUUUACCCUCUCGGGUACCGCUACCGAAUGGGCCGAUAGGAGUACCCGGAAUUCCUGGUCCGGGGACAAUCAAUACACAGCCUACACCUACUGUACCAGCAGCUUUUCCAGCCUAUAGUGACCCUUCUUCUAGUAAAAGUGCAGAACCGGAGCGGAUGCGGGAAAUGCCAAAUCAUAUCCAAAGACUGGGGGCAAAAAUACACAUUAUGCAUCCAGACGAAGAUAUAUCUUUGGAGGAACGGUUAGCAAUCAGUAAGGGAUUCAUCUGA